UCCAGGGAAAGGCCUAGACUUUGAAAGCCAUGCACUGAGGGUGCUUAAAAGAGGACUCUGCAUAUGCAAACAGCAUUUACCUUUAAAGUCAGGAAAUCUCAAGUGUAAAUGCCCAUUUGUUUGUGGCUUUUCCAUCUGCACCAGUGCCAACUUUUGUACGUGCAGCAGACAUGGAUGUUUAACCAGACUUAGUAUACCAUCUCCCAGGAUCACGUUCUCUGUCAGUUGCCUUUUACUAACUCUUCUGUUUUGUUCCUCAAGACCCCUCUUCUUGUACAGCUGUGGACGGGAAUCAACAAUCUGGGAGCGUCCCCCGCUAGUGGAUUUUGGCUUCUGUUCUGAUCGGCUGCUGAAGUUGUCUGAACCUAAAAAAUACCAGGCUGCUUACCUGCAGCAAAGACCUCGCCAGUCCCCUGAAUGGCCCGUGUCGCCUGCUGCGCUGAGCUAUAAGGCCUCCCCGCGGAUCCUAGAGCUUGCACGGCCAAAGGUGCUGCACCCAGAGUUCAUGCUGGCCAGAGAGGUGCCAACGCAGGUUACAAACCUCGCAGUCUUGGCCAGAGCAUCCUCGCGGUUACAGCGUCUCGCAGAGCCCCGGGUCAGGAAGGUGACCUGCUGCUAUGAGCGUGGCUUUCUCGAAUCUGUCAUCCGUCCAGUUUCCAAGUUGGCUCAGGAGGCAAUUGCGAGCCCUCGGACUCUGGAGCUGGCUAGGGCAAAAAGAUUGCAUCCUGACUAUGUGCCUGCACGGGAUGCUGAGUGGCCAGUGACGAAGGCUGCAAAGCAUGCAGUGGCCACACCAAGGCUUGUGGAACUGGCCCAGCCUUGCAAAAGGCCUCCUAUAAGCUUGGCUCAAUUCAACCCAGACGCGUUCACAGUGAAGGAGACUGCUAAGAGGGCAACUUGUUCUGCUCGGGUCCAAGACCUGGCUCGUCCGAUUAAGCGCUAAGCUCCCUCAGAAACACAGCCCGCUGCUCAUGCCGGCUGCCCCCAUCACCCUUUGGAACAUCACCCUCUUCGGGCCGUGUUGUGGCUGGAAAACCUGCUUGAACAUGGCGGCAGCACCCAGCAGGAACAUUUUCUUAUGAGCAGCCACUUUUACUGGGCUUAUCUGGGGAGUUAAAUAAAACUGUCAUUCCUUAAGAACAAAAUAGUCACCAGGGCAAAUGAGCAGAAUUUGACCUAAUGUGGGAAGCCUGUCUCCCUAGGACAGGUUAUGUCUGGAGUUUAUCACUCUUCCUAAUUUUUUUGCUGUAAUAGCUAAAGAAGUAAUGAAACAACUGCUGGGGGAAGCCAGCACAGGAACUGUUCUUUCACAUAAGUAAGUGUGGCAAACCAAAGCCAACGGCACACAGUAGGUUGAUGCAAUGCAACUCCUGAUCUUGGGUUUCACAAUUUUUGCUAAAGUUGAGAGAUGUUCUCACUCUGUUCUCACUCACUCAACACUAAGAUGAGUUCUUAGUGACACUCAAAGUUUUGUGCUUGUGACAGAAGUAGAAACACAAAAGGCUGCAAAAUUCCAGAUCCAGGGCUAGAUUUGAUGAGGUGCAAAGCUUUAGUACAGACUUUGGAAAUGCUGGGGUGGCAUGUGUGUUGAGUUGGCUUGGAUUUGGGGCCUGUUUUCUCAAAUGCCUGGAGAAUGGGCAGAUCCAGCCUUUUGCUUUGCACACAUCUUUGAUAACAGGUUACACAGCUGGGUUAAAUCUGUGCAGUUCAGAUACUCAGUUGUGUGACCCUGGGCAAAAUAAUGGAGCUCUGCAUUGGGAUUUUUGGAGCCUAACUCAAGAAAGCGGAGUUCCCCUCAGUGUAAGGGAGAAGGCACGUUGCAAAGACUAAGAAGAAAACAGAUAUCGGUGCCAGGCUCUGCGGAACAAACUCUGAGUUCCAGUCAGGUCUGAGAGUGAGUCAGUUUGGCAGCUGGGUUGCAGGGGAACAACACAGCCUGUGCAGAACAUGGCUCAGGGAGAUUGCUUUUAUCAGUUUCUUGUGAGUUUGGUGUGCUUUGCGCUGGCAACCUAGCCACUGGCGAUGGGCUGGGGAUAACUGAGGCAAGAGAGACGCUCUCCAGCAAGGGACAGAAGCCAUAAAUGAAAACAUGUGGCAAAUUCAGUGCCAGUGUAUCUUAGUCUUUCCUGUGUUAAGCUGAUUCUCCUUCCAAAGGACUACAGGCAGGUGACCACAAACCAGAAGAGGAUUAAUCAGAGGAUCCACUAAUUGAUGCGAUAAUCCACUAAGCAGAGGAUUUUUGAACCCUUUUGAACAAAGUAAGGUCACUGGGCAACAGUGCUGGUUAUUUU
Egretta garzetta (little egret) is the source of this 2291-nucleotide messenger RNA. RefSeq names its product theg spermatid protein like (gene SPMAP2L). The transcript is spliced from 5 exons. Bases 506 to 943 code for a protein of 145 amino acids. The record is from RefSeq and is a predicted model, not a curated record. NCBI's taxonomy places the organism in Eukaryota, Metazoa, Chordata, Aves, Pelecaniformes, Ardeidae.